AUGAGAACCAGCGGAGACAAGAUGAAAGACAUUACCAUAAUCGAGAAGAUUCUUCGAUCGAUGACCUUGAAGUUUAAACACGUGGUCUGCUCGAUUGAGGAAUCAAAGGAUCUUGAUGCCCUUUCCAUUGAAGAAUUGAUGAGUUCGCUGAGAGUCCACGAGCAACGGAUUAAUCAGCAUGUAGCAGUGGAGCAAGCAUUGCAGCUACAAUACUCAGCCAACAACCAAUCUUUCCAAAAGAAGGGAUACGGUCAAGGAAGGAGAAGAAGUAACAGCAGUAACAAUGAUCACUCCACACAUGGCAAUCAAGUUCAUGACCCCAAAGAUGUCAAAAGGUAUGGUCAUUAUCGUUUUGAAUACAGGACUAAAUUGUAUCAAGAAAGGGGAGCAAAAUCAAAUUUUGCAGAGAAAGAAGAAGAGGUUUCUCUUCUUAUGGCUUGCAACAUAACUGAAGAUACCCAUAAAAGAAUGUGGUACUUGGACACGGGAUCUAGUUUGAAAACUAAUCUGUUAAGUGUAGUUCAACUUCAAGAAAAGGGAUAUGAGAUCAUCAUUAAAGAAGGAACCUGCAUAAUUCAAGAUCCAAAGAUGGGUCUGAUCACUCAAGUGAAUAUGACAGCAAAUCGGAUGUUUCCUCUAUACAUCCAGAAUGAUAUCCUUUCUUGCUUUUCUGCUAUGGUGAAAGAUUUAGCUUGGCUAUGGCAUUUUCACUAUGAGCAUCUGAACUUCUCUGGUUUAAAGUUGCUCCAUCAAAAGAAUAUGGUGACUGGUUUUCCACAGAUUGAUCAUCCUUAG
Messenger RNA from Camellia sinensis, 795 nucleotides. Lineage: Eukaryota; Viridiplantae; Streptophyta; Magnoliopsida; Ericales; Theaceae. The record is from RefSeq and is a predicted model, not a curated record.